This is a messenger RNA of Mastomys coucha (southern multimammate mouse), 2348 nucleotides long. RefSeq names its product alpha-fetoprotein-like. Gene Ontology annotation, molecular function: zinc ion binding; fatty acid binding. The transcript has 14 exons. The coding region runs from base 19 to 1884 and encodes 621 amino acids. NCBI's taxonomy places the organism in Eukaryota, Metazoa, Chordata, Mammalia, Rodentia, Muridae. Gene Ontology annotation, cellular component: blood microparticle; cytoplasm. The record is from RefSeq and is a predicted model, not a curated record. Gene Ontology annotation, biological process: transport.
GGAACUUCUUCUGGAACAAUGGAGGUGGUUAAAGCUCUACCCUUCAUUGUUCUCUUCAGCUCCAGUAAAUGUGAGUCUCUCCAAACAAGUUUACUACACGAAGCCAGGCAGCAUGUUAGUGGGCAGGAUCACCUGGAGGAGAACUUAGGAGUCAGUGUCAGCAUUAUGGUGGCUCAGUUUCUUCAGGAUGCAGCUUAUGACAAAGUCCAAACCAUAGCUCAAGAGCUGCUGAAUCUUGCUGAAAAGUGUAAGCAUCUCACAUCACAUGAGUCACUCUCAGAGUGUGCUCACCAACUGAUGGCUACCUUCCUCACACAUAUUUGCAACAACCAAGGACUGGUGGAUAAUCAUGUGUUCACUGAGUGUUGUAAGAUGAAAAAUGCAGCAAGACUGGGGUGCUUCCUGUCCUACAAGAAAGAUGAUGCAGACAGCCAUGAUAUACCCCUGCUUCUAAGGCCUGAACUGACCUGUGAGACAGAUGAGGAGAAGAAUAUGUCCCUGAAGGCAAGGUUCAGCUAUGAAAUGUCUAGAAGACACCCAUUCUUAUAUGGACCCACUAUCUUGACCAUGUCUGCUUGCUAUGAAACAGCUGUUCAAUUAUGUUGUCAAGAAGAGAAUAAAACAGAGUGCUUGUGGACAAAGCUAGAACCCAUCAGAAAAUAUAUUAGAGGAAUAUCUGUGAGACAUCAUCACUUAUGUGAAAUUGGCACAAAAUUCAAUGAGAAAGUGGCAAGUGCGGUAGAGUUGACUCUACUCACUAAAAAGCAACCUAAAGCUAAUUUUUCUGAAAUUGCCAAAUUGACCAUGGCUGUUAAAAAUCUACAUGAGACCUGUUGUGAAGGAAAUACAUUAGCAUGUGCCCUGGACAGGCGCCAGCUUAUGAACUACACCUGCACUAACCAGGCCAUCUUAUCCAGCAAGUUCGCCGAGUGUUGUGGACUGCCAGAACCAUUCCUGGGGGAAUGCAUCAUCAACUCAGAAAAUGACAACCAACCCGACCUUUCACCCCUACCGCUCACAAGGUUUACAGAAGACCAGUCUGUGUGCGAACAAUUCAGCGACAACCAGGAUAACUUUCUACAGGGGUUUCUUUAUGAAUACUCAAGAAGACACCUGGAAUUGGCAGUUCCUGUGAUCUUAAGAGUCUUUGAAACAUAUAAAUAUGUACUGGAGAAAUGUUGCAAGUUAGCAAACCCCUUGGAAUGCCACCAGCCUGGGAAAGAGGUGUUCCAAAGAGUGGUAUCUGAAAGCCGCGACCGUGUUAAAACUUACUGUGACUUACACAAGAAGCUGGGCGGUAGCAGCUUCCAGGACAGGCUCACGGUGCUUUAUACGAAGAAAGCCCCACAGCUGUCUGCCCAGGAGCUGGUGGCAUUCACCAAGAAGAUGGCAGCAGCUGCCCAGAGAUGUUGCCCACUAAGGGAUGAGCAGCAGUCGGCUUGUGUGGAGGACCAGGCUAAGCUGAUUCUUGGAGAGCUGUGUAGAAGACAUGGUGGGACGCCUGUCAAUACCGGAGUGGGCCACUGCUGCGACGACUCCUAUGCCUUCAGAAAGCCAUGCUUUGAUGACCUGCAAGUGGAUAGCACUUACAUUUCUCUACCUUUAUCUUGUGACCAAGCCAUCAGCCUUAAAGAGGACUUUUGUCGAACUCAGGAAGAGGAACUCCAAAUUGAAAAGCAAAAGGUCCUCAGCAACCUCGUGAAGCAGAAGCCACAUGCAGCAGAGGAGGUGUUCCAUUCCAUUGGCGAGGAUUUUGUGCACCUGGUGGAGAAGUGCUGCCAUGCACCGAGGAGAGAACUGUGUUUUCAAGAAGAGGGACCUCAGCUGAUUACGAGGUGCCAGUCCCUCUUAGAGCCCGACUCAUCCCAGAGCGGGUUGAUGUAGGAUCAUCGCUGAGAUCAGCGCUGUGGAAGGAGACAGUUGAGAGCCUUCUCAUUGGCUCAGUGCUGUUGCAGAACACUUGCUGGCCCACACCAUCUUUCCUUUCCCCUCAGCAGAUGACAUAUGGACUCCCAGGUCAGCCCCUCAGAGCUCUCCCAUCUCAGGGCUACCUCUCAAGGGUAGUGGCAGAGACAAGAACCCAAAGAACAUUCAAGGCCUCCAGACAAUUUAAUGUGCAGCCACACCUCGCUGGGAACUGCAGCUGGGCCCCACAGUGGAGGCUUCAAGGUCAACAUAGAACUGUCUGUACCACUGGGAAUGACUGAACAGAGGAAAACGCAUGAAUAAAAUUAUCUUCGUGACUGGGCUCUUGCUCCUGGCUCUCCUGUGUGUAUUUAAGUUUGACAUUGCCCAAUGGCACCCAAUACAUUUGUAUUAAUUUGAGCAAUAAAUUGUACUGAAAAUGA